This is a messenger RNA of Closterium sp. Naga37s-1, 7896 nucleotides long. NCBI's taxonomy places the organism in Eukaryota, Viridiplantae, Streptophyta, Zygnematophyceae, Desmidiales, Closteriaceae. The record is from the annotation of a GenBank genome assembly.
AUGCUCUCCCCGGACGCCCCAGAGCGUCGCGAUGCUCUCCCCGGACGCCCCAGAGCGUCGCUAUGCUCUCCCCGGACGCCCCAGAGCGUCGCGAUGCUCUCCCAGACGCCCCAGAGCGUCGCGAUGCUCUCCCCGGACGCCCCAGAGCGUCGCAAUGCUCUCCUCGGACGCCCCAAAACGUCGCGAUGCUCUCCCCGGACGCCCCAGAGCGUCGCGAUGCUCUCCCCGGACGCCCCAGAGCGUCGCGAUGCUCUCCCAGGACGCCCUAGAGCGUCGCGAUGCUCUCCCCGGACGCCCAAGAGCGUCGCGAUGCUCUCCCCGGACGCCCCAGAGCGUCGCGAUGCUCUCCCCAGCCGCCCUAGAGCGUCGCGAUGCUCUCCCCGGACGCCCCAGAGCGUCGCGAUGCUCUCCCCGGACGCCCCAGAGCGUCGCGAUGCUCUCCCCGGACGCCCCAGAGCGUCGCAAUGCUCUCCUCGGACGCCCCAAAACGUCGCAAUGCUCUCCCCGGACGCCCCAGAGCGUCGCGAUGCUCUCCCCGGACGCCCCAGAGCGUCGCGAUGCUCUCCCCGGACGCCCCAGAGCGUCGCUAUGCUCUCCCCGGACGCCCCAGAGCGUCGCGAUGCUCUCCCAGACGCCCCAGAGGGUCGCGAUGCUCUCCCCGGACGCCCCAGAGCGUCGCGAUGCUCUCCCCGGACGCCCCAGAGCAUCGCGAUGCUCUCCCCGGACGCCCUAGAGCGUCGCGAUGCUCUCCCGGGACGCCCAAGAGCGUCGCGAUGCUCUCCCCGGACGCCCCAGAGCGUCGCGAUGCUCUCCUCGGACGCCCCAGAGCGUCGCGAUGCUCUCCCCGGACGCCCCAGAGCGUCGCGAUGCUCUCCCCGGACGCCCCAGAGCGUCGCUAUGCUCUCCCCGGACGCCCCAGAGCGUCGCGAUGCUCUCCCCGGACGCCCCAGAGCGUCGCGAUGCUCUCCCCGGACGCCCCAGAGCGUGGCGAUGCUCUCCCCGGACGCCCCAGAGCAUCGCGAUGCUCUCCCCGGACGCCCCAGAGCGUCGCGAUGCUCUCCCCGGACGCCCAAGAGCGUCGCGAUGCUCUUCCCAGCCGCCCCAGAGCGGACGCCCCAGAGCGUCGCAAUGCUCUCCUCGGACGCCCCAAAACGUCGCGAUGCUCUCCCCGGACGCCCCAGAGCGUCGCGAUGCUCUCCCCGGACGCCCCAGAGCGUCGCGAUGCUCUCCCCGGACGCCCUUGAGCGUCGCUAUGCUCUCCCCGGACGCCCCAGAGCGUCGCGAUGCUCUCCCCGGACGCCCCAGAGCGUCGCGAUGCUCUCCCCGGACGCCCCAGAGCGUCGCGAUGCUCUACCCGGACGCCCCAGAGCGUCGCGAUGCUCUUCCCAGCCGCCCCAGAGCGGACGCCCCAGAGCGUCGCGAUGCUCUCCCCGGACGCCCCAGAGCGUGGCGAUGCUCUCCCCGGACGCCCAAGAGCGUCGCGAUGCUCUUCCCAGCCGCCCCAGAGCGGACGCCCCAGAGCGUCGCGAUGCUCUUCCCAGCCGCCCCAGAGCGGACGCCCCAGAGCGUCGCAAGCGUCGCUAUGCUCUCCCCGGACGCCCCAGAGCGUCGCGAUGCUCUCCCCGGACGCCCCAGAGCGUCGCGAUGCUCUCCCCGGACGCCCUAGAGCGUCGCGAUGCUCUACCCGGACGCCCCAGAGCGUCGCGAUGCUCUUCCCAGCCGCCCCAGAGCGGACGCCCCAGAGCGUCGCGAUGCUCUCCCCGGACGCCCCAGAGCGUGGCGAUGCUCUCCCCGGACGCCCAAGAGCGUCGCGAUGCUCUUCCCAGCCGCCCCAGAGCGGACGCCCUAGAGCGUCGCGAUGCUCUUCCCAGCCGCCCCAGAGCGGACGCCCCAGAGCGUCGCGAUGCUCUCCCCGGACGCCCCAGAGCGUGGCGAUGCUCUCCCCGGACGCCCAAGAGCGUCGCGAUGCUCUUCCCAGCCGCCCCAGAGCGGACGCCCCAGAGCGUCGCGAUGCUCUUCCCAGCCGCCCCAGAGCGGACGCCCCAGAGCGUCGCAGUGCUCUCCUCGGACGCCCCAAAACGUCGCGAUGCUCUCCCCGGACGCCCCAGAGCGUCGCGAUGCUCUCCCCGGACGCCCCAGAGCGUCGCGAUGCUCUCCCCGGACGCCCCAGAGCGUCGCGAUGCUCUCCCCGGACGCCCCAGAGCGUCGCUAUGCUCUCCCCGGACGCCCCAGAGCGUCGCGAUGCUCUCCCCGGACGCCCCAGAGCGUCGCGAUGCUCUCCCCGGACGCCCUAGAGCGUCGCGAUGCUCUACCCGGACGCCCCAGAGCGUCGCGAUGCUCUUCCCAGCCGCCCCAGAGCGGACGCCCCAGAGCGUCGCGAUGCUCUCCCCGGACGCCCCAGAGCACGCCCCAGAGCGUCGCGAUGCUCUUCCCAGCCGCCCCAGAGCGUCGAAAUGCUCUCCCCGGACGCCCCAGAGCGUCGCGAUGCUCUCCCCGGACGCCCCAGAGCGUCGCGAUGCUCUCCCCGGACGCCCCAGAGCGCCGCGAUGCUCUCCCCGGACGCCCCAGAGCGUCGCGAUGCUCUCCCCAGACGCCCUAGAGCGUCGCGAUGCUCUACCCGGACGCCCCAGAGCCUUGCGAUGCUCUCCCCGGACGCCCCAGAGCGUCGCGAUGCUCUCCCCGGACGCCCCAGAGCGUCGCGAUGCUCUCCCCGGACGCCCCAGAGCGUCGCGAUGCUCUCCCCGUACGCCCCAGAGCGUCGCGAUGCUCUCCCCGGACGCCCCAGAGCGUCGCGAUGCUCUUCCCAGCCGCCCCAGAGCGGACGCCCCAGAGCGUCGCAAUGCUCUCCUCGGACGCCCCAAAACGUCGCGAUGCUCUCCCCGGACGCCCCAGAGCGUCGCGAUGCUCUCCCCGGACGCCCCAGAGCGUCGCGAUGCUCUCCCCGGACGCCCCAGAGCGUCGCUAUGCUCUCCCCGGACGCCCCAGAGCGUCGCGAUGCUCUCCCGGACGCCCCAGAGCGUCGCGAUGCUCUCCCCGGACGCCCCAGAGCGUCGCAAUGCUCUCCUCGGACGCCCCAAAACGUCGCGAUGCUCUCCCCGGACGCCCCAGAGCGUCGCGAUGCUCUCCCCGGACGCCCCAGAGCGUCGCGAUGCUCUCCCCGGACGCCCCAGAGCGUCGCUAUGCUCUCCCCGGACGCCCCAGAGCGUCGCGAUGCUCUCCCCGGACGCCCCAGAGCGUCGCGAUGCUCUCCCCGGACGCCCUAGAGCGUCGCGAUGCUCUACCCGGACGCCCCAGAGCGUCGCGAUGCUCUUCCCAGCCGCCCCAGAGCGGACGCCCCAGAGCGUCGCGAUGCUCUUCCCAGCCGCCCCAGAGCGGACGCCCCAGAGCGUCGCAAUGCUCUCCUCGGACGCCCCAAAACGUCGCGAUGCUCUCCCCGGACGCCCCAGAGCGUCGCGAUGCUCUCCCCGGACGCCCCAGAGCGUCGCGAUGCUCUCCCCGGACGCCCCAGAGCGUCGCUAUGCUCUCCCCGGACGCCCCAGAGCAGCGUCGCGAUGCUCUCCUCGGACGCCCCAGAGCGUCGCGAUGCUCUCCCCGGACGCCCCAGAGCGUCGCGAUGCUCUCCCCGGACGCCCCAGAGCGUCGCUAUGCUCUCCCCGGACGCCCCAGAGCGUCGCGAUGCUCUCCCCGGACGCCCCAGAGCGUCGCGAUGCUCUCCCCGGACGCCCCAGAGCGUGGCGAUGCUCUCCCCGGACGCCCCAGAGCAUCGCGAUGCUCUCCCCGGACGCCCCAGAGCGUCGCGAUGCUCUCCCCGGACGCCCAAGAGCGUCGCGAUGCUCUUCCCAGCCGCCCCAGAGCGGACGCCCCAGAGCGUCGCAAUGCUCUCCUCGGACGCCCCAAAACGUCGCGAUGCUCUCCCCGGACGCCCCAGAGCGUCGCGAUGCUCUCCCCGGACGCCCCAGAGCGUCGCGAUGCUCUCCCCGGACGCCCUUGAGCGUCGCUAUGCUCUCCCCGGACGCCCCAGAGCGUCGCGAUGCUCUCCCCGGACGCCCCAGAGCGUCGCGAUGCUCUCCCCGGACGCCCCAGAGCGUCGCGAUGCUCUACCCGGACGCCCCAGAGCGUCGCGAUGCUCUUCCCAGCCGCCCCAGAGCGGACGCCCCAGAGCGUCGCGAUGCUCUCCCCGGACGCCCCAGAGCGUGGCGAUGCUCUCCCCGGACGCCCAAGAGCGUCGCGAUGCUCUUCCCAGCCGCCCCAGAGCGGACGCCCCAGAGCGUCGCGAUGCUCUUCCCAGCCGCCCCAGAGCGGACGCCCCAGAGCGUCGCAGUGCUCUCCUCGGACGCCCCAAAACGUCGCGAUGCUCUCCCCGGACGCCCCAGAGCGUCGCGAUGCUCUCCCCGGACGCCCCAGAGCGUCGCGAUGCUCUCCCCGGACGCCCCAGAGCGUCGCGAUGCUCUCCCCGGACGCCCCAGAGCGUCGCUAUGCUCUCCCCGGACGCCCCAGAGCGUCGCGAUGCUCUCCCCGGACGCCCCAGAGCGUCGCGAUGCUCUCCCCGGACGCCCUAGAGCGUCGCGAUGCUCUACCCGGACGCCCCAGAGCGUCGCGAUGCUCUUCCCAGCCGCCCCAGAGCGGACGCCCCAGAGCGUCGCGAUGCUCUCCCCGGACGCCCCAGAGCGUGGCGAUGCUCUCCCCGGACGCCCAAGAGCGUCGCGAUGCUCUUCCCAGCCGCCCCAGAGCGGACGCCCUAGAGCGUCGCGAUGCUCUUCCCAGCCGCCCCAGAGCGGACGCCCCAGAGCGUCGCAGUGCUCUCCUCGGACGCCCCAAAACGUCGCGAUGCUCUCCCCGGACGCCCCAGAGCGUCGCGAUGCUCUCCCCGGACGCCCCAGAGCGUCGCGAUGCUCUCCCCGGACGCCCCAGAGCGUCGCUAUGCUCUCCCCGGACGCCCCAGAGCGUCGCGAUGCUCUCCCGGACGCCCAAGAGCGUUGCGAUGCUCUCCCCGGACGCCCCAGAGCGUCGCGAUGCUCUCCCCGGACGCCCCUGAGCGUCGCGAUGCUCUCCCCGGACGCCCUAGAGCGUCGCGAUGCUCUCCCCGGACGCCCCAGAGCCUUGCGAUGCUCUCCCCGGACGCCCCAGAGCGUCGCGAUGCUCUCCCCGGACGCUCCAGAGCAUCGCGAUGCUCUCCCCGGACGCCCUAGAGCAUCGCGAUGCUCUCCCCGGACGCCCAAGAGCGUCGCGAUGCUCUCCCCGGACGCCCCAGAGCGUCGCGAUGCUCUCCCCAGCCGCCCCAGAGCGUCGCGAUGCUCUCCCCGGACGCCCCAGAGCGUCGCGAUGCUCUCCCCGGACGCCCCAGAGCGUCGCGAUGCUCUCCCCGGACGCCCCAGAGCGUCGCAAUGCUCUCCUCGGACGCCCCGAAACGUCGCAAUGCUCUCCCCGGACGCCCCAGAGCGUCGCGAUGCUCUCCCCGGACGCCCCAGAGCGUCGCGAUGCUCUCCCCGGACGCCCCAAAGCGUCGCUAUGCUCUCCCCGGACGCCCCAGAGCGUCGCGAUGCUCUCCCGGACGCCCCAGAGCGUCGCGAUGCUCUCCCCGGACGCCCCAGAGCGUCGCGAUGCUCUCCCCGGACGCCCCAGAGCGUCGCGAUGCUCUCCCCGGACGCCCUAGAGCGUCGCGAUGCUCUCCCCGGACGCCCCAGAGCGUCGCGAUGCUCUCCCCGGACGCCCCAGAGCGUCGCUAUGCUCUCCCCUGACGCCCUAGAGCGUCGCGAUGCUCUCCCCGGACGCCCCAGAGCGUCGCGAUGCUCUCCCCGGACGCCCCAGAGCGUGGCGAUGCUCUCCCCGGACGCCCCAGAGCAUCGCGAUGCUCUCCCCGGACGCCCCAGAGCGUCGCGAUGCUCUCCCCGGACGCCCAAGAGCGUCGCGAUGCUCUUCCCAGCCGCCCCAGAGCGUACGCCCCAGAGCGUCGCAAUGCUCUCCUCGGACGCCCCAAAACGUCGCGAUGCUCUCCCCGGACGCCCCCAGAACGUCGCAAUGCUCUCCCCGGACGCCCAAGAGCGUCGCGAUGCUCUCCCCGGACGCCCCAGAGCGUCGCGAUGCUCUCCCCGGACGCCCAAGAGCGUCGCGAUGCUCUUCCCAGCCGCCCCAGAGCGUACGCCCCAGAGCGUCGCAAUGCUCUCCUCGGACGCCCCAAAACGUCGCGAUGCUCUCCCCGGACGCCCCCAGAACGUCGCAAUGCUCUCCCCGGACGCCCAAGAGCGUCGCGAUGCUCUCCCCGGACGCCCCAGAGCGUCGCUAUGCUCUCUCCGGACGCCCCAGAGCGUCGCGAUGCUCUCCCCGGACGCCCUAGAGCGUCGCGAUGCUCUCCUUGGACGCCCCAGAGCGUCCCGAUGCUCUCCCCGGACGCCCCAGAGCGUCGCGAUGCUCUCCUCGGACGCCCCAGAGCGUCGCGAUGCUCUCCCCGGACGCCCCAGAGCGUCGCGAUGCUCUCCCCGGACGCCCCAGAGCGUCGCGAUGCUCUCGCCGGACGCCCCAGAGCGUCGCGAUGCUCUCCCCGGACGCCCCAGAGCGUCGCGAUGCUCUCGCCGGACGCCCCAGAGUGUCGCGAUGCUCUCCCCGGACGCCCCAGAGCGUCGCGAUGCUCUCCCCGGACGCCCCAGAGCGUGGCGAUGCUCUCCCCGGACGCCCCAGAGCAUUGCGAUGCUCUCCCCGGACGCCCCAGAGCGUCGCGAUGCUCUCCCCGGACGCCCCAGAGCAUCGCGAUGCUCUUCCCAGCCGCCCGAGAGCGGACGCCCCAGAGCGUCGCGAUGCUCUCCCUGGACGCCCCAGAGCGUCGCGAUGCUCUCCCCGGAUGCCCCAGAGCGUCGCGAUGCUCUCCCCGGACGCCCCAGAGCGUCGCGAUGCUCUCCCCGGACGCCCCAGAGCGUCGCGAUGCUCUCUCAAGACGCCCUAGAGCGUCGCGAUGCUCUACCCGGACGCCCCAGAGCCUUGCGAUGCUCUCCCCGGACGCCCCAGAGCGUCGCGAUGCUCUCCCCGGACGCUCCAGAGCAUCGCGAUGCUCUCCCCGGACGCCCUAGAGCGUCGCGAUGCUCUCCCCGGACGCCCAAGAGCGUCGCGAUGCUCUCCCUGGACGCCCCAGAGCGUCGCGAUGCUCUCCCCAGCCGCCCCAGAGCGUCGCGAUGCUCUCCCCGGACGCCCCAGAGCGUCGCGAUGCUCUCCCUGGACGCCCCAGCGCGUCGCGAUGCUCUCACCGGACGCCCCAGAGCGUCGCAAUGCUCUCCUCGGACGCCCCAAAACGUCGCGAUGCUCUCCCCGGACGCCCCAGAGCGUCGCGAUGCUCUCCCCGGACGCCCCAGAGCGUCGCGAUGCUCUCCCCGGACGCUCCAGAGCGUCGCUAUGCUCUCCCCGGACGCCCCAGAGCGUCGCGAUGCUCUCCCGGACGCCCCAGAGCGUCGCGAUGCUCUCCCCGGACGCCCCAGAGCGUCGCGAUGCUCUCCUCGGACGCCCCAGAGCCUUGCGAUGCUCUCCCCGGACGCCCUAGAGCGUCGCAAUGCUCUCCUCGGACGCCCCAAAACGUCGCGAUGCUCUCCCCGGACGCCCCAGAGCGUCGCGAUGCUCUCCCCGGACGCCCCAGAGCGUCGCAAUGCUCUCCUCGGACGCCCCAAAACGUCGCGAUGCUCUCCCCGGACGCCCCAGAGCGUCGCGAUGCUCUCCCCGGACGCCCCAGAGCGUCGCGAUGCUCUCCCCGGACGCUCCAGAGCGUCGCUAUGCUCUCCCCGGACGCCCCAGAGCGUCGCGAUGCUCUCCCGGACGCCCCAGAGCGUCGCGAUGCUCUCCCCGGAUGCCCCAGAGCGUCGCGAUGCUCUCCUCGGACGCCCCAGAGCCUUGCGAUGCUCUCCCCGGACGCCCUAG